Messenger RNA from Folsomia candida, 5920 nucleotides. Its product is annotated as sporulation-specific protein 15. The transcript is spliced from 18 exons. The coding region runs from base 308 to 5455 and encodes 1715 amino acids. Lineage: Eukaryota; Metazoa; Arthropoda; Collembola; Entomobryomorpha; Isotomidae. The record is from RefSeq and is a predicted model, not a curated record.
GGUUUUAGUCCAUACGAAUAACGAGGAGUGAGCGGAUCUCACGUGGGACCGGGUAGUCCCGUAAAAAAUUGUUAGCAUGGAAAAUGCGACGAAAAUAAUAAUAGUCUCGCUUAUUUGGGAUGGUAAUUUCCCCAUAGGAGCGAGAUCCUAAAGAUGGUGGUGGGGGUUGGCUAAAGAUUUAUUUAUUAUUCACGACGAACGAAACGAAUUUAGUUAGAUACAUAUUUUUCAUAAUAAUCUGACCGACGACCCACCCCAGUAAAAAAAAAGAGUCAUUAUUGCGCCAAAUCUCUCCCCUGACUUGACCAUGUCAGAACGAGAGAUCUAUUUCUUAAGGUCAAAAUGUCAAUCUUUAGCGAAUCAAACGAAGCAAUUAGAAUUAACAAAAAGUCGACUUCAAACUCGGCUAAGUGCGGUGCAAGCCUCGUUGUUGUCGUCGUCCUCGAGCGUCGCAGAAAUUCCAACCUGUCAUUGUCACUGCCCAGAUGGGGAGAAGAUUAACGUGGAAAAGUUGGACACCGCUGUGCAGCUUCUGAAACUCAGAUUGCAGUGGGAACUCAAUCAAGCCCUGCUGCAAAGACAGAUGAGUAGUUCUACCAAUUGUUGCAGAGGACGACGACCACAAGAGAACAAUUGCCGCAACACGACCAGCAACUUCCGAUCCGAUCAUUUACUAGUUUGGGGGACGCAGAGAAAAAAUCAAUUAGCAACGUUGCUCAGUUAUACGUCUCAACAAGACAAAAACAGCAAAAUUAUUACGGAAAGGAGGCAACAGUGGACGACGACGCGUCAGGUUUGGGACGGGCAAAAACAACGUCCACACGUUGGAGAGACGACGGCCAAACUGAAAAAGGCCUUUACGCGACGGAUGACAAAAUUGCGGAAAGAAAUCAACGCGAGGGAUCAAUCUAUUGCACAACUUGAAACCUCGGUUUCCAACUUGUCCACGAAAUUAUUAGAAUCAUCUUCUCGCAAUUAUGUGGAGGAUGGUAAUAAUUUUGGCGUAUUGAAGAACGGUACUGAGGAGGAGGAGAAGAUUGCUAUUACGGGAAGAUCAGAUUCUUCUUCAUCCGGAGGCCCUGUGCGAUAUCGGGUUCAACGAAACAGGUGGAACACGUCGCGGCCCUAUCACGUCAGACAGAAGAGCCGCCCUUUAAGUCCGAACUAUGCCUCAAAGUCCAAAAUGAAUGAGUCCGCUGACGACGACGUUUUGGAUAAUCGACAGCCGCAGCAGUAUUUCUCCCUCCCAAGUAACAUUCUGCUGGGUCAGUACAACAACUAUGCCUACUCUCAGUGUGGAGGUUCGGGAUUGGAAACGCUGCCCGAGGCGAGCAGUGAGGAGGAAAGUUUAACCACGAACGAUGAUAACGACCACGACGAGCCGACUCCUGACACUUUGCCACCAAUUCCACCGCAAUUCUCGUCCUUAUCGAGGGGCAAGAGUCGGAGUGCGGCGUCCUUGGAGGCGUUGCUGGAGGGGAGUCAGCAUCACCACGGGUCAAGGCGGAAACGUUUCGAGGAAGAGUUUACAGAUCGGCGGAAGAAAGAAGAAGAAUGCGAGAGUCAGGACGGCCAUAAAAUUUUCUUGCUCCAAUCAAUCAUUCAACAACUGCGAGAUGAAUUGCGAGAAUGUCGAGAUCAAAACGAACUGCUGGAGUUUCGACUGCUGGAAAUUGAAGAAGCUCCGUCGUCCUCCUCCUCCUCGUCGAACAAUAAACAAAGCGAUGUCGACAACGGCGCCCUGCUUGACGAGGGGGAAAGAGAUCACUCCGGUGAUAAGACACCCUCCAUCGGAAGUCCAGAGUUACCAAUGGACGACGCCAUUCCUCCAUCCCCGGAGGAGGAGAAUCGUCACGCAGCAGCCACCGAGUCUCGAAGUUCUUGCAGUAGCGACUGUUCUGAAAGUCUAAGUUUGCAAGAAAGUGGCAUUUUUGACGGACAGGGUUCAGAUGACGGCUUAUCAAGUCCGAGAUCCGGUCGGAACCACAUUUCUCGUGAAUUAGCCAACCUAACAUUUCAAAUUGAGGAGCUCCUUCGCCGCUAUAAUGAAGGGGCCGAGUCACGAGGGCAGGAGAAGAGGUUGGACACUUUGGAAAGGAGUAAAUUCAACGUCGCGUCAGAUUUGAGUUAUUGUCGCCAGCGAAUUCAAGAAUUUGAAAAGCGACUUUCUCAAAUGAAUGACAUUACUUACAUGAGAAGUUUAGAGGAUAAAGUUAACCUUUUACUCGUGGAUAAUAAACGGCUGGAGGAGGAGAGGGCGGAAAUCGAGGAGGCAGAAAAUGACACGAGAUACCUUUGCCAAAGAUUGGAGGAGAAAGUCCGCCAGUUAAAAAAGAAGAAAGUCGCCUUCCAAGUAAAACUGAACGAAGAACGAGAAAACAUGGAAAGCCUACAACUCCAAAUUUUAAAACUCCAAAACCAAAAUUCCCUCACUUCCUCCAAAGUUUUACAUUUAGAAGGCCUCAUUCAAGGCUACGAACAGAAAAAUUUCGAACUCGAAGAGUCCUGCAUGGAAAUCCAGGACUGUUCCGCGGAUCAAGUGCAAUUCGUAAUCUACGCCAUGCCCGUCAUCUCCUUUGUCUACUUUUACCAAUAUUUUAUCUUCUACUACUUUGAUCGUCUCAACUGCUCCAAUCCCAUCCAUCGGAUUAGAACCGUCUAUUCCAUUUGUGCCCCAGAAGAAUCUCUGACAGAUGUCCUUGUAAAGUCAAAAAGUCCGAGGAAGCACAAGCUGUCCAACCCUCUCAAAGAAGAACCCAUCGAAAAGAAGUGGAAAAGUGUGAAAGAACGGAUUUUCAACGCGGAAGAAAUGAUCGCCAAGUUGAAGGGGAAUGCUAAUGAGGUGACGGGAAGAGGAAGUGGUGUCAAGUGCAAUCACAUGGAGACGCAAACAAACCAAGCAGAACUCGACCUAUUCCUGGAGCAACUUGUUGCUAGAAAGCAGACCGAGUGGAGCACGGUGGAGAAAUCUCUCUACGAAAAAAUUAAUGCCUUGGAACAAAACGUUGAUGGACUUCGGAGCGGAUUUGCCUCGGAACGAACCCAUCUGAUGGAAAUGUAUGAGCAAAAGUUGGGCGAGAAGGAGGCUCAAGUGAAGGAAAGCCGUCACUGGGAGGAAGACGCGAAAGAGCUGAGAGAGAAAUGGAACUCUUUAACCAACGAGUUGGAGCAAUUUGUUGCCUACUUUGGCAAAAACUUAUUACUGGGUCAGCAGCAGCAGGAUUGUUUCCGUGGAAUGUCCGAGAUGGAGAAUUCAUACGAACCACAGCAGCAGCGCCAAAUUCCACUUAUUGGACCACUGCACCAGUUUUCCAAAGCGGUCAGCCAAGCGGAAGCGACGGAUUCUGAAGCAGCAGUCGACAUUGGCGUUGGUGGUGGUUCUUUUGGUCGAGAUGUGGAGCCAGAUGUGAUGAUUAAGUUGAUUCCCCUUCUUCAAUCAAGUUUGAAAGACCACUUGGCUCGAUUUGAGUGGAGAGAACAACAACUUGUUUGCGAAAUUGAUCGAUUGGUUGCAGAAAUGAAGGUGAAUGCAGAACAAUCAGAGAGCAACGUGGUUGCCCACUUGAGCGAGGAGAACGCCCGGUUACAGUCCCUCCUCAAGGAUGACAACAGGGCCUGGAGUGACCUCAAACUUGCCCAAGAGGAUAAUGAACGCCUCCGACUGGACCUCAUGCAGAUGGACGUACUUCGAAAAAGAGUCGAGGAAAGUGUGCGGAACGAGGCGGAGUUUCGAGAGCGGUUGGAAGACUGUGAACGGAUCGAGGAACGUCUCCAAGCCCAGUUGGCUGUGAUGAAGCGGAAGGAAACCAAAGGCGAGGAGAAAGUCCAGCAGCUUAUUCAUGAACUUCAAUUCCUUCGAAGUAAAUGCUGUCAGCUGCAGGACGAGGUUGAUACCAGGAUCGUGAGUGAGACCAAGUACAAAACCGAGAUGCAAUGUGUAGCUGCCAAACUGAGGGAGACAAUGUCCGAACUGGAGGAGAAAGAGGUGCAGAUGGAGAGCAAUGAGAACUUGUUACAGGGAAAGAUUACCCAACUAAAAACCCAGUUGCAAGAACUGUACCAAAACUACAUGGAUACCGAGUGUUCGAAUGGCAUGCUCAAAGAGGAAGUUUCCUACUUGGAGAAAACUGUGGAGGAGGCGGUGAGCAAGGGGAAUAAAAGUGACAACACGAUUACAGCCCUCAGCUCCGAGUUGAAACAGAAGGACGGUUUGAUCGACGAGUUGGAAGGACAACUUCGAAAUCUUCGAAUGCACCAGCCCUCCGUUGACCCCGGGGUUCCUCAUGAACUCUCCGAUUUCAACAAUUGCCAAGGCGGACUGACCGGCGUGGUGAGGGCGGUGCAGGAAGCUGUCGGGCUUAUCAAGAAAUGUCACCAGUGUGAAAGUGUGGGUUCGAAACUAAUGGACGUGGCAGAUACACUAAUACCGUUAAUCCAAAUCCUCCAAUCGUCUCCUGUGGCAGAUUUCCACUCCUCGAUGGAGCUGGAAUUUGGGAUGAAAAGAUGUGAAAGCGACGAAAUUUUAAUUAUUCCCACGGCAACCCCAGGCAGCAGGAGAAGGAUGGACGAUGCAAAUUCUUCGAAUCUUUUCAAAAGUCCCAAGGGGAACGUCGUCGUUGCGCAACAGCCAAUAGUCGAUGAGGACGAAAUACUAAUUGCACGCCUCCAAAAAACCAUGGCUCGUCUCACCCUGCAAAUCACCAAAUUGGAGGAGAGUCUCAACAUCAAACAAGGCGAGAUGAAGGAAUCCCACCUGACGGAGAUGAGACUCUGGAAACAUCGCUGCACCGAGAAAAACGUGCUCAUCCAAUUACUAGCCCGUAGAAUUGCUCACCUAAGUGCCACAGAUGUUGAAGGACACUUUAUCAACGGGAUUUUGACGGAAAUAAGGAAAUUAGAGAAAGAAUUUGCCAAAAACUCGGCUCCGCCACCUGCCCCACACCAGCAGCAGAAUCAUCAUCACCACCUUUCUCUCGGGGAAAGAUCACACAAGAAAAAUGAGAUUUUUUCUUCCUCCCUGCGAGACUUUUCCUUCAACACGCUCCGCUCCUUCUUGGCAUCCGAGCGUCAAAGAGUUUUGGAGUUGUUGGAGAGUGUCUCCUUCGGGACAAUUGAAGAGAGUGGCGUUGGAGAUAAUCGUGUCUCCACUGACACAGAUGAGUCUUCCCCUCAUCCUGGCCAUCCUGGUGGGGUGGACUUUCGCGUGGUUCGGAAAAUCGGGGAUGAUGCGCUUCUCGUGAGUUGGACGGUACCUGGUGGGCCUACCGAUAAGGGAACUGCUUCUUCCAGUGGAUAUGAGAUCGCCGUGAACGGAUCAACCUAUUUAAAAAUACCCAAAGCCAAUCGCCAUAAAGCUGUACUUUUCGGACUCAACUUUGAGGAACCUCUCCGGCUCACGUUCAAAUGUCCGGGAGAUCCGGACCUCGAGGAGUCUACGAUUACCUUUAUUUCUUGAUAAACUUGUGUUAACCUCUAUUUUUCCACGUCCACGCCUCGCUCGAGAUCCAACCUAAAUAUUACCUGAUUGAUUACCUACUUAAAUACUUACCUGUCGGAGGAAUUAUGUAAUUACCCCGACGAGAAAAAAAGCUUUUGAUAACUAUUUACAUACACUCAUGUCAGUCACAUUUAGUAAAUUAUUCCAUUUAAAUAAUGAUAAUGAUAAUAUGAAUCCCUGUGUUGUUGGACUGGCUUUAAUGAAAAGAGAAGAAGAAUAGUCUAGUUUAUUUAGUAAUUUACUGUUAGUAAAAGCAUGCCGAAAGUGUGUGUUAUUUGUAGUUCGAAUAAAAUAGCGGAGGAGGAGGAGGAGGAAGACUAUGGUGUGUGUGAUACAUGGUAUGUCAGAGUGCCACUAUUUACCAGAUACCCAAAAACAAGGCGAGGAAUCAUUAAAUAAAGUAUUGCGUGAUUGAUGUCUAUA